Molecule: messenger RNA, 1857 nt
Organism: Sphenostylis stenocarpa
Lineage: Eukaryota; Viridiplantae; Streptophyta; Magnoliopsida; Fabales; Fabaceae
Source: the annotation of a GenBank genome assembly
AUGUCCAACACCUCCCACAAAUUACAGGACUCGACCGGUGAGUUUUCCUUGGACAUCAAAGAGGUUUAUAUGUUUCGCCCAAAUUUUAGCAGGGCUCCUCUCAAAAUAUUGACGAGGUGGCUCGUAUUCCUUACUAUCUUGAAAGUCAGUUCAGCUAUCAAAGACCCUGACGUAGAAGGUGAAGCUCUGCUUGAUCUUUUACAUUUCCUCAAUGAUUCCAAUAAGCAAAUAACGGACUGGGACAGUCAUUUAGUUAGCCCGUGCUUCAGUUGGUCUCAUGUCACUUGUAGAAACGGACAUGUCAUAUCACUGGCCCUAGCUUCCAUUGGAUUUUCUGGAACACUUUCUCCCUCAAUUACCAAAUUGAAAUAUUUGGUUAGCGUGGAAUUGCAGAACAACAAUCUUUCAGGACCCUUGCCUGAUUACAUUUCCAACUUGAAAGACCUGCAAUAUCUAAAUCUUGCUGACAAUAAUUUUAAUGGUUCUGUACCAGAUAAAUGGGGUGAAUUAUCCAAUCUAAAGUAUCUGGAUCUUUCAUCUAAUGGUCUUACUGGAAGGAUCCCAAUGCAACUCUCUUCAGUUCCAAUGUUUAACUAUUCAAAUACGCAACUUCAGUGUGGUCCUGGCUUCGAGCAGGCUUGCGCUUCUAAAUCUGAAAGUCCAGAUUCAACCCACAAAUCAAAAUUGACAAAAAUUGUACGUUAUGCAAGUUGUGGUGCCUUUGCACUUCUGUGUCUUGGGGCUAUCCUUACAUAUCGACACCAUCAAAUGCAUAGGCAAAAAAGGGAAGUCUUUGUUGAUGUUUCAGGCGAAGACGAGAGCAAAAUUUCCUUUGGGCAAUUGCGAAGAUUUUCUUGGCGUGAACUCCAACUUGCCACCAAAAAUUUCAGUGAAGGGAAUGUAAUUGGUCAGGGUGGCUUUGGAAAAGUGUACAAAGGAGUACUCUCUGAUAACACCAAAGUCGCUGUGAAACGCCUCAUUGAUUAUCACAACCCUGGUGGAGAGGCUGCAUUCGAAAGAGAAGUUCAACUUAUAAGUGUUGCAGUUCAUAGAAACCUCCUAAGACUAAUUGGCUUCUGCACAACCUCAACUGAAAGAAUCCUUGUAUACCCUUUCAUGGAAAAUCUUAGCGUAGCUUAUCGACUGAGAGAUUUAAAACCAGGUGAGAAGGCCUUGGACUGGCCAACAAGAAAACGUGUGGCUUUUGGUACGGCCCAUGGUUUGGAGUAUCUACAUGAGCAAUGCAAUCCGAAGAUAAUACAUCGUGAUCUAAAAGCAGCAAAUAUCCUUCUAGAUGAUGAAUUUGAAGCUGUUCUUGGUGAUUUUGGGCUAGCCAAGCUGGUGGAUGCAAGGAUUACUCAUGUCACCACUCAAGUGCGUGGCACAAUGGGUCACAUUGCCCCAGAAUAUUUGUCCACUGGAAAAUCUUCAGAGAAGACUGAUGUAUUUGGAUAUGGCAUAACACUUCUUGAACUAGUCACCGGUGAGCGUGCAAUAGACCUCUCUCGGCUUGAAGAGGACGAGGAUGUUCUUCUUAUUGAUUAUGUCAAAAAGCUGCUGAGAGAAAAAAGGUUGGAGGACAUCGUGGAUAGAAAUUUGAAGAGUUAUGAUCCAAAGGAAGUUGAGACCAUUCUUCAGGUUGCAUUGCUUUGCACCCAAGGCUACCCCGAGGAUCGUCCAACCAUGUCAGAAGUGGUAAAAAUGCUGCAGGGAGUGGGGUUGGCAGAUAGAUGGGCUGACUGGCAGCAACUUGAAGAGGCUAGGAAUCAAGAAUUCUCACUCAUGACUCACCAAUUUGUUUGGAAUGAUGAAUCUACUCUUGAUCAAGAAGCCAUACAGCUUUCCAGAGCAAGAUAA